AUGGACGUGUUCGUCAUGGUCCGGCGCGGCAAGACCACCAUCUUCACUGAGGCCAAGGAGUCGAGCACCGUGUUCGAGUUGAAGCGCGUCAUUCAGGGUAUCCUCAAGCGGCCACCGGAUGAGCAGCGGCUGUACAAGGACUACCAGCUUCUGGACGACAGCAAGACUUUGGGCGAGUGUGGUUUCACCAGCCAAACGGCACUGCCUCAGGCCCCAGUGACCGUGGGGCUGGCCUUCAGGGAAGAUGAGGCAUUUGAAGACGUGUGCAUCGAGCCCUUCCCCAGCCCACCCGAGCUGCCAGAUGUAAGCAAGCCACGGGACUCGGGAAGCAGAGCAAAUGGACAAGCUGUGCAGUCAAGCUACGACAUGCAGCGCCAGUUCAACAAAGAUAAAACCACAGCCAACCGCAGAAAACAUCAGUCACCCUUAGAUGGACACCGCUAUAAGGACUCUGAGGCCUGAGACUAAGCAAGAGGGGGAGGCCCAAUGCCCCUCGCCAUCCCAGUUCAGCAGGAAGUAGCCAGAGAGACCUCAACGCCCCUAUUCCCAAAGAAUUGGGCUUUUCAUCUCUUGAGGGGGGAAUGUUAGGUAGUUAGAAUAGGGAAAAAGAGUCCAAGAUGGCGGUGGCUAAAAGACCUGGAAGGGAAAGCCCGCGAAAAUAGAUCAAAGGAACGUCCGAGGACCGGAGUGAAAACCUCAGGUAAAACAAACAACACUCCUGGCUGGCCCAAUUUACAUAAGACAGGCCCAGGGACAGAGAAACAUAUAAGAG
Dama dama (fallow deer) is the source of this 772-nucleotide messenger RNA. Its product is annotated as elongin-B-like. The coding region runs from base 1 to 462 and encodes 153 amino acids. NCBI's taxonomy places the organism in Eukaryota, Metazoa, Chordata, Mammalia, Artiodactyla, Cervidae. The transcript is spliced from 2 exons. Gene Ontology annotation, cellular component: VCB complex; elongin complex. Gene Ontology annotation, molecular function: protein binding. The record is from RefSeq and is a predicted model, not a curated record. Gene Ontology annotation, biological process: transcription elongation by RNA polymerase II.